GCGACUCUUUCUGGCCUUAGAACAAAAGCAACAGCGAACGCGAGUGGCUCUCGAGUGGCAGUUACAACGAUAAUUCGAUUCCUUUUUUGUUUCCCUUUUUUUUUUUGACACUAAAACUCCCAAAGGAUACGGGAUUCGUCCUAGUGCAGUGAACUAACUAGAACAGAAUGUGGCAAAAAUAUUUAUUUGUGAUUCUCGCUGGAUUGAUUGGUGCCGCCAAUGCCUUCUGGUGGCCCAAAACCACAACGGAGUCUCCGAAUGCACAGAUGCUGCAGCAGAUUCCGCUGACCUACUUCCGCACAUACACGUACCAGCCGCUGGCUGGGGGACCCUUCAGCGUGCCCUUCUUUGGCUUUGGAGCAGCACAGACGCCGCUCCUGUCGCCGAGUUCGCACUACGAUCCGUAUGCGGUGACCAGCUAUGCGGCUGCCCGGCGGCACGAUGUCGCCGCCAAAACGGGCGUGACGCCGCCGGCCAGCAGCUCCACCAGCACCACUAGCAGCACCACCAGCACCACAACACCCGCCCCAACAACGACCACCACCACGACGACAACAACUCCGGCACCCACCACGACGACCAGCAGCACAACGACGCCUGCACCUCCGCAGGCCCCGGAGGGAGCCUCGUACUCCGCGGGCGCGGGCUCUGGGUCUUCCCUGCUGCGCUACGGAGAAUAUCCGACCUACACCCGGCGGGUGAGCAACCUGUACAACGCCCGACCGCAGUACCCGUACCCGGACUACUUCAACUACCAGCCGCAGGGCGGCUUGGCGGAGCCAGGUGUGGGAGUGGGAGUGGGUGGCACACGCAUCCAGUUCGUGCCCUGCAUGUGCCCCGUCAGCGUGCCCAGCUUGAGCAGCUCCGCUGCUCCGGCAGCCGUCGGCAGUGCGUCCACAUCCAAUCCGGCGGCGCGUCACAUCGACAGCCAUGAGAUGCAGGCUGACGGGGAAAUGGAUGCGGAUGCAGAGAUGGAAGCAGACCCAGAGGCCGGUGACGAUGAGGAGGACAUGGAGGACGAUGAAGGUGUCACCAAAGCACAGCCCGACCCCCAAGAGACAACAUCGAACAGCCCCGUUUAGCCCCAACAUAGGUUAUGUCCUGCUCUCGUCCAUAGUAUUAAUGAAACACCUCGACUGAUUUGCCAGUUCUAGCUAUAAAUGUAUACCUACUAUAUAUCUACAAACUAUGAUUUAAAAUUGGAUAAACUCUUUUUUUUCUCACAUU
Molecule: messenger RNA, 1227 nt
Organism: Drosophila subobscura
Lineage: Eukaryota; Metazoa; Arthropoda; Insecta; Diptera; Drosophilidae
Product: endochitinase A
Exons: 3
Coding region: 168-1082 (304 amino acids)
Source: RefSeq, a predicted model, not a curated record